Messenger RNA from Ochotona princeps (American pika), 718 nucleotides. It is a transcript of the gene FDX1, whose product is annotated as ferredoxin 1. The record is from RefSeq and is a predicted model, not a curated record. Gene Ontology annotation, molecular function: 2 iron, 2 sulfur cluster binding. The transcript has 4 exons. Bases 107 to 703 code for a protein of 198 amino acids. Gene Ontology annotation, cellular component: mitochondrion. NCBI's taxonomy places the organism in Eukaryota, Metazoa, Chordata, Mammalia, Lagomorpha, Ochotonidae. Gene Ontology annotation, biological process: P450-containing electron transport chain; positive regulation of oxidoreductase activity.
CGGAGUACCGCGUUGCCGGCGGCUCGCGACCCUCGGCAGCCGUCCGUCCGCGUUCGCGAACCUUCUCGCACCCGCGCCGCGUCCGGUAGUUACCCGCCCGCGGGCUAUGGCGGCCGCGGGGUGCACUCGGCUCCUGCGCGCCGUCUCGGCGCCCCUCGGCGGCCCGGCCCGCCGCUGGCUGCUGCUGGCCGGAUCUCGCGCGGGAGCCGGCGGCCUGCCGGGGAGCCGGGGGCCGGGGAGCAGCGCCGAGGCGGGACUGGGCGGCGGGCGCGCGGGAGCGAGGCGGCCCCUCAGCCAGUCGGCUCCGGCGCGGAGCAGCUCAGAAGAUAAAGUAACAGUUAACUUUAUAAACCGUGAUGGUGAAACACUAACAGCCAAAGGCAAAGUUGGCGACUCUCUGCUAGAUGUUGUCAUUGAAAAUAAUCUAGAUAUUGAUGGUUUUGGUGCGUGUGAGGGAACCUUGGCCUGCUCCACGUGUCACCUCAUUUUUGAAGAACACAUAUAUGACAAGUUACAGCCAGUCACUGAUGAGGAGAAUGACAUGCUUGACCUGGCGUAUGGACUAACAGACAGACUGCUGAGUUGUGUUGCUCACUGGAAUUUGGUGUUGUACUUCUGGGUGAUUGAUGAAUAUUUUGUGGACACAUUGACAAAACCAAGACCUGCUUUUCACACUUCAUUAAAUCAAGGAGAAUUUGACUAAAAAAUUGACAUUUUU